AUGUCUGCCUGCUGCAGCUGUAACGAUAUUUUCCAGUAUGAGACAAACAAAAUCAUCCGGAUCCAGAGCAUGAAUUAUGGCACCAUUAAGUGGAUCUUCCAUGUGAUCAUCUUUUCUUACAUCAGCUUCGCUUUAAUCAGUGACAAGCGGUACCAACAGAAAGAGCCUCUUAUCAGUUCUGUACACACCAAAGUGAAAGGGACAGCAGAGGUGAAAAUGGAGAUAUUGGAGAAUGGAAUCAAGAAGAUGGUGUCUACUGUCUUUGACACUGCGGAUUACACCUUCCCCUUGCAGGGGAACUCCUUCUUCGUGAUGACAAACUUUCUCAAGACAGAAGGCCAACAGCAGGGGUUCUGUCCUGAGUUUCCCACCCGCAGGACACUCUGUUCCAAUGACUGGGGCUGUAAAAAAGGAUGGAUGGACCCACAAAGCAAGGGGAUCCAGACCGGAAGGUGUAUAGAGUAUAAAGGGAAGCAGAAGACUUGUGAAGUCUCCGCCUGGUGUCCCAUCGAGGCAGUGGAAGAGGCCCCCCGGCCUGCACUCUUGAACGGUGCUGAAAAUUUCACUGUGCUCAUCAAGAAUAACAUUGACUUCCCUGGCCACAACUACACCACGAGAAACAUCUUGCCAGAUAUAAACAUCACUUGUACCUUUCACAAGACUCAGAACCCACAGUGUCCCAUUUUUCGAUUAGGAGAUAUCUUCCAACAAACAGGAGAUAAUUUUUCAGAUGUGGCAAUUCAGGGAGGGAUCAUGGGCAUUGAGAUCCACUGGGACUGCAACUUAGACAGUUGGUUCCAUCAUUGCCGUCCAAAAUACAGUUUCCGCCGCCUUGAUGACAAGAACACCACCACUGAGUCCUUGUACCCUGGAUACAACUUCAGAUACGCCAAGUACUAUAAGGAAAACAACGUUGAAAAACGGACUCUGAUAAAAGUCUUUGGGAUCCGUUUUGACAUCCUGGUUUUUGGCACCGGAGGAAAAUUUGACAUUAUCCAGUUGGUCGUGUACAUUGGCUCAACCCUCUCCUACUUUGGUUUGGCCACUCUGUUCAUUGACUUUCUCAUCAACACUUACUCAAGUAAAUGCUGUCGAUCCCACAUUUAUCCCUGUUUCAAGUGCUGUGAAUACUGUGCAGUCAAUGAAUACUACUACAAGAAGAAGUGUGAGACCAUUGUGGAGCCAAAGCCGACAUUAAAAUAUGUGUCCUUUGUGGAUGAAGCCCACAUUAGGAUGGUGGACCAACAGCUGCUUCGGAGACGUCUACAAGAUGUCGAAGGUGAAGAAGUCCCAAGACCCUCAAUGGAAUUCACAGACUUGUCCAGGCUGUCCCUGUCUCUCCAUGACCUGUCCCCUAUUCCUGGACAAUCAGAGGAGAUGCAGCUGUUAAGUGAAGAAGUGACCCCUAGAUCCAGCAACAGCCCAGACUGGUGCCAGUGUGGACACUGCCUCCCAUCCCAGCUCCCCGAGAGCCAGCGAUGCCUGGAAGAGCUGUGCUGUCGGAAAAAGGCUGGUGCCUGCAUUACCACCUCAGAGCCGUUCAGGAAGCUCAUCUUGUCCCGACAGGUCCUGCAGUUCCUCCUGCUCUACCAGGAGCCCUUGCUGGUGCUGGAUGAAAACUCCAACAGCCGGCUGCGGCACUGUGCCUACAGGUGCUACACCACCUGGCGCUUUGGCUCCCAGGACCUAGCCGACUUUGCCAUCCUGCCCAGCUGCUGCCGCUGGAGGAUCCGGAGAGAAUUUCCCAAGAGUGAAGGCCAGUACAGUGGCUUCAGGAGUCCUUACUGA
This is a messenger RNA of Canis lupus familiaris (dog), 1788 nucleotides long. RefSeq names its product purinergic receptor P2X 7 (gene P2RX7). The record is from RefSeq and is marked provisional. Gene Ontology annotation, cellular component: nuclear inner membrane; plasma membrane. Gene Ontology annotation, molecular function: ATP binding; extracellularly ATP-gated monoatomic cation channel activity; purinergic nucleotide receptor activity. NCBI's taxonomy places the organism in Eukaryota, Metazoa, Chordata, Mammalia, Carnivora, Canidae. The coding region runs from base 1 to 1788 and encodes 595 amino acids. The transcript is spliced from 13 exons. Gene Ontology annotation, biological process: response to ATP; monoatomic cation transmembrane transport.